Coniosporium apollinis CBS 100218 is the source of this 2091-nucleotide messenger RNA. RefSeq names its product vacuolar protein sorting-associated protein 1. Gene Ontology annotation, biological process: peroxisome organization. The transcript has 6 exons. Gene Ontology annotation, molecular function: GTPase activity; GTP binding; microtubule binding. Gene Ontology annotation, cellular component: microtubule; peroxisome; membrane. The record is from RefSeq and is a predicted model, not a curated record. The coding region runs from base 1 to 2091 and encodes 696 amino acids. Lineage: Eukaryota; Fungi; Ascomycota; Dothideomycetes.
AUGGCAGUCAACCCAUCUGCUAUCAACGUUAACGACCCGGGCCUUAUCACACUCGUCAACAAGCUACAAGAUGUGUUCACAACAGUAGGGGUCCAAAAUCCCAUAGACCUACCACAGAUCGCUGUCGUCGGCUCGCAGUCGAGCGGGAAAAGCUCAGUGCUGGAGAACAUCGUCGGUCGAGACUUCCUACCUCGUGGUACUGGUAUCGUGACCCGAAGACCGCUCAUCCUGCAGCUCAUCAACCGCCCUGCCUCUCCCAAAGCGCAAGCAAACGGCAUCAGCGAAGAAAUCCAGACGACGGACAAAGAAUCCAACCUUGACGAAUGGGGCGAGUUCCUCCACAUUCCGGGGCAGAAGUUCUAUGACUUCAACAAGAUAAGGGAGGAGAUUGUGCGGGAAACGGAGUCAAAGACAGGUCGGAAUGCGGGCAUUUCACCAGCGCCCAUCAACCUGCGGAUAUACUCGCCUAACGUCCUGACGCUCACGCUCGUCGACCUUCCGGGGUUGACGAAGGUCCCAGUCGGUGAUCAGCCAAGGGAUAUUGAGAAGCAGAUCAGGGAUAUGGUGCUCAAGCAGAUCAGCAAACCGAACGCGAUAAUACUAGCCGUCACCGCUGCAAAUACCGACUUGGCGAACUCGGAUGGGCUGAAGCUCGCAAGGGAGGUGGAUCCAGAGGGUCAGCGCACUAUCGGUGUGCUCACCAAGGUGGAUUUGAUGGACGAGGGCACAGACGUCGUGGAUAUUCUUGCUGGGCGCAUCAUCCCGCUACGGCUAGGCUACGUACCUGUUGUCAACCGAGGGCAAAGGGAUAUCGAAACUAGGAAGCCGAUUUCGUACGCGCUGGAGCAUGAGAAGAACUUCUUCGAGAAUCACAAGGCAUACCGGAAUAAGAGCUCGUAUUGCGGCACGCCUUAUCUGGCGCGAAAGCUCAAUCUGAUUCUCAUGAUGCACAUCAAGCAGACACUACCAGACAUCAAGGCGCGCAUCGCGUCUUCACUUCAAAAGUACAGUGCGGAGCUUCAAUCUCUUGGCGACUCCCUCCUAGGCAACAGCUCAAACAUUGUUCUCAACAUGAUCACAGAGUUCUCGAACGAGUAUCGGUCAGUGUUGGAAGGGAACAACCAAGAGCUGUCAAGUAUCGAGCUGUCCGGAGGUGCACGUAUUAGCUUCGUAUAUCACGAGCUCUACUCAAAUGGCGUGAAAGCCAUCGAUCCUUUCGACCAAGUUAAAGAUGUAGAUAUCCGCACCGUCCUCUACAACUCCUCCGGCUCUUCGCCCGCACUCUUCGUGGGCACCACCGCAUUUGAACUAGUAGUCAAACAGCAGAUCAAGCGGCUAGAAGACCCCAGCCUGAAGUGCGUGUCCUUGGUCUACGACGAAUUAGUUCGAAUACUGGGACAGCUCCUCACUAAGCCAACAUUCCGACGCUAUCCGGCGCUUAAGGAGAAGUUUCACGCGGUGGUGAUAGCGUUCUUCAAGAGGGCCAUGGACCCAACGAAUAAGCUUGUCCGGGACCUGGUAGCUAUGGAGUCAUGCUACAUCAACACAGGACAUCCGGACUUUAUCAACGGUUCGCGCGCGAUGGCGAUCGUGCACGAGCGACACAAUGCGGCGCGGCCGACACAAGUGGAUCCAAAGACCGGAAAGCCGCUACCGCCAUCUGUGCCGCCAAGGUCAGCGAGUCCAUCGCUGGACGGUGAUAACAACACGGGCUUCUUUGGUAGCUUCUUCGCGAGCAAAAACAAGAAGAAGAUGGCGGCUAUGGAGCCUCCGCCAGCUACGUUGAAGGCUUCGGGGACGUUGUCGGAGAAGGAGACGCAGGAAGUUGAGGUUAUCAAGCUACUCAUAACAUCAUACUUCAACAUAGUCCGCAGAACAAUGAUCGACAUGGUACCGAAAGCAAUCAUGUACCAGCUCGUCUCGAUGACGAAAGAGGAGAUGCAGCGGGAGCUGCUAGAGAAUAUGUACAGGGCAGAGGAGCUGGACGAUUUGCUCAAGGAGAGCGAGUACACGAUUCGGAGGAGGAAGGAGUGCCAGCAGAUGGUGGAGAGUUUGACUAAGGCUGCCGAGAUUGUGAACCAAGUGCAGUGA